Messenger RNA from Cylicocyclus nassatus, 600 nucleotides. The record is from the annotation of a GenBank genome assembly. NCBI's taxonomy places the organism in Eukaryota, Metazoa, Nematoda, Chromadorea, Rhabditida, Strongylidae.
AUGGAAGAUCCACGGGAACACCAAAAUGAAGAAGCAAAUGCGCACAAAUCUCAAGAAGACACACAAAAUGAGGAAGAAGAAGCGCAAUAUGAAGAAGACAUAGAACCAGAUCUAAGAAUUCCCGCACUAAAACUGGAAAUGCACCAAAACGAGCAAGCGAUCGCAAAUCUGACCCUGAUCAUCGACGAACUCGAAGAUAAACGAAUGUGUCGACCAAGAAAGUUUCAGAGAGGAGCGAUUCAAAGAACAAAUGAAUUCAACAUGCGCCGCGCGUUCUGCGAAGCGAUAGGCGCACAUGACUCGGAUUCAUGUACAACGCACCCUACUGCGCAAGAAAGGAAAGAAAUCCUUCUGGCAAAGGCAAGAUGCGAGUAUUGUCUUGACAUCAUAUGCGCGGGUGGUGCCCUAUGCCGCAAAUACGAGGAAAGAUGCUAUCAUUGUCAAAAAAGAGGGCACCAUUCCACGCUCUGCGGACUGCCCGAGAAAAGCGAUGAAAUUGCGGCACAGCUCCGACAAGCAAAGGAUGCAAGAAGAAUUCAUAUGGCACGCGUUCAGGAGAUCAAAGAGGAAAUUUGGAGACUGAGGAGAGAAGCACCAUAG